Mesorhabditis belari is the source of this 636-nucleotide messenger RNA. The record is from the annotation of a GenBank genome assembly. NCBI's taxonomy places the organism in Eukaryota, Metazoa, Nematoda, Chromadorea, Rhabditida, Rhabditidae.
AUGGAUACUCUUCUAAUUAUAGCGCUUUGUCUUGGAUCGUGUUUGACUGCUCCAAGCCUUGGCCCCAAAUAUGAUCUUGAUCUGGGUAAGGGAAAUCCCGAGCAGGUCCUCGAUUUCUCACUUCUCGGCAAACCAAAGCUAACCGAUGAGGCAAAGAAGAGAUUUUCUCCGUGCGGAAAAGACGAUGAGAAAUGGAUCUACAAGAAAGAGUUUAACGCUUGUUAUAAGGAAAUUCAUGAUGUGAGUUUCAAUGAAGCGAAGGAAAUCUGCCUAAAAUUCGACAGUCAACUCAUCUCGAUUCAUUCAGCAGAAGAGAAUCAAUUUAUCUAUGAUCUGAUCCACACGAAUGAAACAAAAUGGUACAGUGAUCAUCAAUCACUAUUGCUUGGCGGUUUGAAGCUCAACGAAACGUUCACUUGGAUCGACGGAACUCCAUUCAAUUUCCAAACAUGGGCUCAAGGAGAACCGAAUAACUACAAACUUGGCUAUGAUAACGAGAAUUGCUUAGCUAUGUUCACAUUCUCGAUGGACUAUGCCUAUCAUUUAUAUCCACCAGAGCCUUAUUUAGCUCGCUGGAACGACAAUAUCUGCUCAAAAACCUAUACGCAUUCAAUGUGCAAGAAAAUGGCGUUGUUU